GAACUAAUCCUUAAUAACUUGUGCUGGCUGGUCGAUUAGCUUCUCCCCCAAUUUACCAUGAGACCAUCGAAUGAUACCUUGCAAUCUCAUAUAUACUAGGAGGCUUGAACUAUGCCAACGCAUCAAUCAGAGUUCAUUUUCAGGUUCGCUGCAUACAAUUUAGCAUUCCCACAGAAAUUCCCUACCCGAGCUCAAAUUAGCAAUCCCCUGGUCAGUGAGAUUUUAAGGCAUGGCUCACGACCCGGGAAUUCGUCUCUUGGGAUUUUGACGGUUUCCCCAUUCUCGUCGAAUUUGUCUCGUGUCGAAUUGAUCUUCCUAAAAUCUGUGUUGCAAAUUCUUCCAGUACCGCACGACAUACUUGCUGUCACAAACUACCAUAUCUGCCUUUGAUUUUCGAAUACUGUAGCACUCGACGAAAAUCAUGGCAUUGGAAAAUUCGGAGACUGUAGAUAUAGAAGAGGACGUCAGCCUUACCGCUCGUAGUUAUUCUUCUUCCGAAGAUGAUUUAGCGGGAGAUACCUAUUCAAUAGAUUCGAGUGCCAUGGCUUUUAAAAUGGAAAACGGUAGAAGAUAUCAGGCAUAUAGAGAAGGAGCUUAUUGGCAACCCAAUGAUGAGGUGCAAAGUGAACAAAUAGACAUUAGUCAUCGACGAUAUCUAGCAAUGUUGGAUGGCUCCUUGUAUAUGGCACCAAUACCGGAUGACGUCGAGCGUGUUCUAGAUCUUGGAACAGGUACGGGAAUAUGGGCAAUUGACUUUGCUGACCUAUUUCCAAAUACGUCGGUUAUCGGGACAGAUCUAUCACCAAUACAACCCGACAUGGUUCCUCCAAACUGCAGGUUCGAGAUAGAUGACUGCACAGAAGAAUGGACGUACCCGCCAAAUUACUUUGAUUUCAUACAUAUUCGUUCGCUUUUGGGCAGCGUCGCCGAUUGGGACAAACUGUACGCACAAGCUUUCAAACAUUUAAAACCGGGGGGGUAUAUUCAGCACCUAGAACCAUCAUUAUAUAUACAUUGCGAUGACAACACUUUACCACAAGACAGUCCAUUGUAUAAGUUCUCUGAGCUUUUCAAUGAGGCUGGAAAACGUACCGGACAAUCAUUAGAUCUGUGCCCAACAAUGAGCUCAAAAAUAGCCCAAGCUGGGUUCGUCAACCUUCAUGAAAAAACAUAUAAAACGCCAUUAGGAGAAUGGUCAAGCGAUCCGAAGUUACAAGAGCUAGGAAAAUGGAAUUUGUUACAAUUUGAUGUGGGAUUAGAAGGAUUUUGCAUACAACUUCUUACAAAUAUAAUGGGGAUGACUUUACCUGAAGUUCAAUUGUUCUGUGCUCAAGUUCGUGUUGCGGCUCGAGAUCGAAGAAUACACUCGUACUAUCCACAUACAUUGGUUUACGCUCAAAAACCUCUAUAACCUCUCGCGAACAAUAUGAUCGGACGACAUGUCACACGAAAUUACGAUGUCGCCUUACGCAAUCCGGUUUCCGGUUUGCGGCGCCAGUGACCAAGUGUAUCAAAACAUUUUGCCCCUUCAUCAUUAUAUGAUAAGCGAUCGUCUUAGUUGAUGACGGCAGACAAUAAAACAAAGGAUUCUAGGCGGAUCGUCAUGGGAGUCGGGGUAAUUCAUUAUCGAUAUACCGGGUGAAUUAUAUGGUCAAAUUCUUGAGAUCAAGAUUCGAUGGACGAAAUGACAGAGUUGAUGGGUUAAGUACAGCACCAAGUACGAUUGAAGAUUUAAGCAUGACUUUACUUCUUAUACUCCUUGUUGCUGAAAUAGUUUAAAUUUGCCCUGUACAUAUUAUUUCAUUUAUACUAAUGGGUCCGCUGGGGUAGAUAUAAAUCUAUUGGAUGCUAAUGCUUCAACAAAUUUGCUGAAUAGAUAUCGUUCAUUAAACUCCUUUACUUUUGUAUAUCUUUUGCUUCGGGUCCCCUUGCUUUGGGUUCUCGCUAUAAAUCAUUCCUUCUCCAUUUUGCCUUGGGUUCUUGUUUUGAGAUAUUUUACCAAGAUUUUCUUUUGAACCUCCAAUUUAACAUUGCCCA
Molecule: messenger RNA, 2037 nt
Organism: Botrytis cinerea B05.10
Lineage: Eukaryota; Fungi; Ascomycota; Leotiomycetes; Helotiales; Sclerotiniaceae
Exons: 12
Coding region: 422-1411 (329 amino acids)
Molecular function (GO): methyltransferase activity
Source: RefSeq, a predicted model, not a curated record